This is a messenger RNA of Gossypium raimondii (Peruvian cotton), 1350 nucleotides long. RefSeq lists its product as uncharacterized. The transcript has 3 exons. Lineage: Eukaryota; Viridiplantae; Streptophyta; Magnoliopsida; Malvales; Malvaceae. Bases 1 to 1350 code for a protein of 449 amino acids. The record is from RefSeq and is a predicted model, not a curated record.
AUGAAAGUAGACAAGCAUCUGUUUCGAGCUCUUGCCCAGUUUUGGAAUCCUACCUAUAGUUGCUUCACAUUCGGGAAAGUUGAUUUGGUGUCUAUAGUAGAGGAAUACAUGGCUCUACUUCGGUUUUCGAAGAUUCAAGUGGACAGAGUCUACUCGAAAGUUUGGGUUGCGGCUCGAAUCAAGCAAAAGGGGAAUAGCAAGUGCAUUCCUUGGAAGAAUUUGAAAGACCUAAUUUUAGCUCAACCAGAUACGAAGAAGAGGGUGGAUGUCUUUGCUUUGAGUAUAUAUGGUUUGGUUGUCUUCCCUAAAGCUUUGGGUUACAUCGAUGAAGCAGUCACUGAUCUAUUCGACCGAUUGGAUAGAAGUGUUACACCAGUCCCGGUGAUUCUGGUAGAAACCUUCAGGUCACUGAAUGCAUGCCGAAAGGCGGGUGAGGGUAGGUUCAUUGGAUGUGCGCAGCUCCUACUCACAUGGUUUCACCGUCACUUUUGGAAGGUUGAUAAGGUUUCAUAUCGGGUCUUCUCUAAAAAUUAUUCGCCAUUGAAGGAGUUAGCGGCUACACCAAUGAGGGACGACGUUUCGGAAGAAAAAUGGAUGGCAAUUCUUCAGAAUCUGCAAGAGGAUGACAUCGAGUGGAGACCUCCAUGGCUGCUUCCGGAUGAGGUCUUGCAAUAUAGGUCAAGGAAAUUCGUAUCUGCAACUCAAGGACUAGCCGAAUGUGAGUUCUCAUAUAAGGAUGAUGGUUACAAAAAGAAGGUUCGUGAGAUGUCCAGUACAUGGAAUCAGACUCGCCGGAUGAAGAGUUUAGCUGUGGGUCUGAUGACAACUCACGAGUAUAACGAAUGGUGGGUUAAGAGAAUCAACGAUAACGUUCCUAGGCCAAGUUUAGAAAAUAGUCAGUCGAUAGAGGAACAUUUGCAUGUCUCUUCUAAGCUGGAGAUCAUAAAGCAAGAUUUUGAAAGAAGAAAUGUAGAGUUAGAAAAAAAGAUAGAACAAAUGGAGGAAGAAAAAAUGAAUUUGAGAUUGGACGUAGAUGUUCAGAAACUCGAGGUCGAGAAAUUAAGGAAAGGGAAAAAUAAGGCCAAAGAAGAUUUAGAUGACUUGAAGAUGGACUAUAAGAAGUUGCGUCUGUUAAUGAGAACUGAUGGGCUUGGAAAGACUUCGGAGCAGUGGCGUGAAGAGACUCGAGAAGAAAGAAACAAGUCAAACAGAUGGGAAAGGAAACUCCAAGAGGUUCAAGCACGAAAUAAAGUAUUAGAAGAAAGCUUGUUAGAGAACCAAAUAGAGAAAGGUGAACUAAAAAACAGAGUGGGUGAGUUGGAAAGAUCUCUUCGUCAAUAUAGAAGUUGA